AUGACUAGAACAAACAAGUGGACCGAACGCGAGGCAAAACCUGAUCCGAAGUACUUUUCGCACACUGGUAACUAUGGCGAAUCUCCAAAUCAUAUCAAGAAACAAGGCUCCGGCAAGGGUAACUGGGGUAAGCCAGGUGACGAGAUUGAUGACUUAAUCGAUAGCGGAGAAAUACCUCCAGUGUUCAAAAAGGAUAGAAGAGGUUCAAAUUUGCAAUCACAUGAACAAAAGUUUGAAAACUCCCAAAAAGAAUGA
Messenger RNA from Saccharomyces paradoxus, 255 nucleotides. RefSeq names its product ATPase-stabilizing factor family protein (gene STF2). The record is from RefSeq and is a predicted model, not a curated record. The coding region runs from base 1 to 255 and encodes 84 amino acids. NCBI's taxonomy places the organism in Eukaryota, Fungi, Ascomycota, Saccharomycetes, Saccharomycetales, Saccharomycetaceae. The transcript has a single exon.